This is a messenger RNA of Brassica napus (rape), 3144 nucleotides long. Its product is annotated as U-box domain-containing protein 35-like. The transcript has 8 exons. Gene Ontology annotation, molecular function: protein kinase activity; ATP binding. Gene Ontology annotation, biological process: protein phosphorylation. The coding region runs from base 1 to 2301 and encodes 766 amino acids. The record is from RefSeq and is a predicted model, not a curated record. Lineage: Eukaryota; Viridiplantae; Streptophyta; Magnoliopsida; Brassicales; Brassicaceae.
AUGGAAUAUCUCGCCCUUCCUCUUCUUCCUCCUCCUCCUUCUUCGUUUCCUACGGUCUUCGUGGCUCUUAGUGGGAGCAGGAAAAGCAAAUAUGUGGUUACAUGGGCGCUCGAAAAAUUUGGUCCAGAAGGAAAUGUUGGCUUCAAGCUACUUCAUAUCCAUCCAAGGAUUACUUGUGUACCUACACCUAUGGGAAAUACAAUCCCUAUUUCCGAGGUACGAGAGGAUGUCGUAACUGCGUACAGACAGGAAAUACUGUGCCAGUCUGAACUAGUGCUUACACCUUUCAAGAAAAUGUUCGAGAAGAGAAAGGUUGCAGUAGAAGUUCUUGUGAUCGAGUCAAAUAAUGUGGCAGCCGCUAUAGCUGAAGAAGUUAUUCGGAAUUCAACAGAAAGACUUGUCAUUGGAAGCUCAUCCCGAAGAUUUUUCUCAAGGAGAGUUGAUCUGUGCUCAGCAAUAUCAGCAUUGAUGCCAAACUUUUGUACAGUCUAUGUUGUUUCAAAAGGAAAAUUGUCAAGCGUCCGGCCAGGAUACUUAGACGCAAAUGCAAGUAUAAGAGAUGAUACCUCUAGCAGUUCUUCCCGUCCCAUCUCAGAAUCAACAGAUGGAACUUCAAGUGCACGUGACUCUUCCUCUAGUUCUAUAUCCCUUCCGGUAAGGAGAUUGCAACAUUUAACGACUGCUGCAAGACAAGCUUCAGCUCAAAUGGAAACGAAUUCUGUUGGCUCGGAAGUAACCAUGUGCAUGUCUAUGGAUGUUUCACGUACCAAUAAAAGCAGCAUGGAUACUAAAUCACCUUCGACUCCAGGGUUGAGAGAUAAUGAGGAAAGAAAAAAGCCAAUGAGUUCUUCUUCUAGCAACCUUGAAUAUGGGAACGCCACUCACUCUCGUUCUUCUCAACAAGCUUCCAGCAUGUGUGAUAAUAUAAGUGAACAAUCUUAUACAAGUAACCAGGUAAACCUAAGCUUUGAGGUUGAUAAGUUGAAAGCUGAGCUUAGACACAUUCAAGAAAUGUAUACCGUUGCUCAAACCGAAAUCUUUGAUGCUUCUCGAACGCUUGGUGAGCUUAACCAACGCCGGUUAGAAGAAGCCAGAAAGCUUGAAGAGAUAAAGCUAAAGGAGUACGAAGCUCAAGAGUUAGCAGAAAAGGAGAAGCAGAACUUUGAAAAGGCGAAGCGAGAUGUAGAGAGCAUGAGAGAAAAAGUGGAGAAAGAAAUUGCACAGAGAAGAGAAGCUGAGAGGAAAGCCACUCGUGAUGCUGAAGAGAAAGAGAAGCUUGAAGGCACACUUGGGACUCCCCAGCUGCAAUAUCAACACUUCACUUGGGAGGAAAUUGUGGCGGCUACUUCAUCUUUCUCAGACGAGAUGAAGAUCGGAAUGGGAGCUUGUGGAGCUGUUUACAAGUGUAACAUGCAUCAUACAACCGCAGCUGUCAAAGUUCUGCAUUCCCCUGAAAGUCGUCUGUCCAAAGAAUUCCAACAAGAGCUCGAAAUCUUGAGUAAGAUUCGGCACCCGCACUUGGUUCUCCUUCUAGGAGCAUGCCCAGAGCAAGGAGCUUUAGUUUAUGAGUACAUGGAAAACGGUAACUUGGAGGACAGGCUAUUCCAGGUCAACAACACUCCACCACUCCCCUGGUUUGAGCGGGUUAGGAUCGCUUGGGAAGUCGCAUCGGCUCUUGUCUUCCUCCACAAAUCAAAGCCUAAACCCAUCAUUCACCGCGAUCUAAAACCCGCAAACAUCUUACUUGAUCACAACUUUGUCAGCAAAGUUGGGGACGUUGGACUCUCAACGAUGGUUCAAGUCGACCAUUUAUCAACUAAGUACACUAUAUACAAACAAACAAGCCCUGUAGGGACGAUAAGUUAUAUGGAUCCUGAGUAUCAACGUACAGGAAUGAUAUCAUCUAAGUCAGAUGUUUAUUCGUUUGGAAUAAUACUCCUUCAGCUUCUCACAGCAAAGCCGCCUAUGGCUUUGACACAUUUUGUUGAGAGUGCGAUGGAUACUAACGAUGGGUUUCUCAAGAUCUUAGAUCGAAAAGCGGGUAACUGGCCAGUUGAAGAGACCCGUGAGUUGACAGCAUUGGCUUUGUGUUGCACAGAGCUACGAGGGAAAGAUAGGCCUGAUUUAAGAGAUCAGGUUCUUCCGGCGCUCGAGAGCAUGAAAAGAGUAGCUGAGAAGGCAAGACAUUCAGUCUCCGGGGUGCCAACGCAGCCUCCAACUCAUUUCCUUUGCCCCUUACUUAAAGUAACCCUACAUAAUCUUUGUUCUUUGUUAUUGGUUACUUGCAAGUCAAGUAACUAGUAGUGUUUUUUUAUUGCCUAAGCUGGAAGUGGUUGUGAACUUGUGAUGAAAAUGUGAGAGCUUGUUCUAUACAAUGCAGGACGUGAUUAACGAGCCUUGCGUUGCAGCUGAUGGAUACACAUAUGACCGUCAUGCGAUAGAAAAGUGGUUUGAGGGGCACAACACGUCGCCGAUGACUGAUUCACCCUUAAAUAACAAGGACCUUUUGCCCAACUAUACUCUUUAUACAGCCAUCAUGGAGUGGAGGUGUAGACUGAAGUAAAAGCAAUAACUGUGUAGCGUUUUUUUUUAUGUUCUCAGACAUUUCCUUCUGCAUGUCCAUAUAUCCAUAUCUUGAUGUGUCGGAUGUAAGGAAACUGUACUGAUACGUUUCCAUAUUGUCUGAAAACGAUGUGGCACGGAUCUUACAUUAAAAACAGAAACCGCUGGCCUUAUAUAUUUUUGUUAAUUAUAUUUAUUUAUGGUACAUAGCUCGAUCAUUGUCUAUCGUCUCUUUCUUGAUUACACAAAAAGAAACCGUACCUUUUUCUCUUUGAUACAAAAACAAAAAGACUUUAUAUCCCUUGAAGUGGAAGAAACCCUAAUAAUCCGAGGCAAGGUGACCUACUGUUUUUCAAGUUUGGCUGCCGUGUAAUUGCUUUGCUAUAUAUAUGUAUCAAUGACUGCAUCAGUACUAUCCAUGUUAAAGAGUUCAUUCCAGCAAAAACUAUAUAAAGGUACAAAGCACAUAGCUACCUCUACUUCAAGUCAUAGAGUUGUUCGUUGAAUGGCAUGAAAAGACUCACUAGUGAACAUAACAAAAGAUGAAACAUGCAGUGCAGAUUAAAGUCCUCUAUCCAAAUA